UGUUGUUGGAGUGUGAUUGCAGUGGUUCGAUCUAGAAUUUGUACAAAAUGCUCAAUAACCCAGCCAAGCUGACGGAAAACAGUGUGGGUUGCCGAAUCGAUCUGAUGACGAUUCCGCUGGAAGCACUAAGUCCACGGUCACGCGAGCUAGUGGCCGAGUUGCUUAAUCAACGACGCAUAUUUACUUCCGAGGAUGGUUACUUUCGCGACUGGCGCGGCGCUUUCGAUGUAAUCGGACUUCCGAAAAGCUAUCUGGCGCUUGUAACGGCGAACGUCAACCCAACCGGUUAUCUCCUUGAUUUGUGGACAAAAGAGUCCGACCAGUGCAAGCGCUCGGCACACUUGGGCACCUUGCAACAUGUCCUUGGUUACAUCGAUCGGUGGGAUAUUGUGGAUGACACUUCAAAACUGUUUGAGCAAGAUGCCGAACAGUUUCUGUUGAAAGAACAGAAACAACUGACGAAACAAAUGAAAACUGGUUCGAAGGAACAACCGGAAGCGGACGACUACGACAUCAUCACGAAGGACGACACGUACGAUCACAAACAGCAGUAUGAUGCGUUCAUCCUAUACGCAGACAGGGAUAUCGAAUUCGCCUCGAAAAUGGUGGACCGUUUGGAAGGGCGCGGAAUGCGCCUCUGUCUAAAGGAUCGGGAUCUACUGGCCGGAAGCAACUGUGAGCACGAACUGCUGACACGGCUUAUCUCGGAACGCUGCCGGCGGUUGGUGGUCAUUUUUUCGAAAGCAUUCGUACAAAGUCCCAUGAACGCGUUCGUCGUCACAUACGCCCAGGCAUUGCAGAUUGAAAAGCGGGUACGCAAAGUUAUUCCGUGCGUUUAUGAAGAGUGCGAGCUUCCACAGCAUUUGAAGUACACGUUCCGCCUAGAUUACACGCGAAAACAGAAGCUGUUCGAUUUCUGGGACAAAUUAGCCAAAUCCAUUAGCGACCCGGCGAAAGCUACCGUACAGGACGUGACACAACCGGUUUUGGAAGUUGAUGCAAAUAGCUUGAAAACAUUGCCGACGAUUUCACCGUCAGCCGUUAAAGUAAGCGACGAGGAGCCGACGACACUGAUAGUCAAGAUGCCAUCCACACAGGAGAUGAAAACGAUUGGGACGAAAAAAUCACAUUCCAUCUGGAGCCGACUUUCGCCGUUUAGUCCGCGAAAGGACAAGCUUAAUCGCAGUAUUUCUCAGCUCGCUGUAAACGAGGUCAGCCCGAGUUCGACCACCGAACGGAACCCGCCGAAGGGUGCUAAAAAGGGAGAUCAGAAACUAUCCUCGUUAAUAGUCCGUUCUUCGUCCUCCGUGGCGUUGGCUGAGCACGAAAAAGCGGCAUCGAAACCCAAAAGAAAAUGGUACAAAUCUUUGGGUCAUAAAAUUGCUACAACCGCGUAAUGAAACGAAUGGCUGAAUGCGGCCGGGAAACAAAUACAGAGUGCUCCCGAUGGAUACGAACUUUUUAAAUAGUGAAUCAGUUUGUAAGCUUAUGAUAACUUCCAGUGCCUUGGUAAAGUGCAAUUUUAUGUAAAACACAAAGAUUCAUAUUUCGGGUGAUGUACGGUAUUGUACAAACAGGGAACGCGCAAAAUAAAACU
Anopheles cruzii is the source of this 1597-nucleotide messenger RNA. RefSeq names its product myeloid differentiation primary response protein MyD88 (gene Myd88). Gene Ontology annotation, molecular function: Toll-like receptor binding; TIR domain binding. Bases 48 to 1397 code for a protein of 449 amino acids. Lineage: Eukaryota; Metazoa; Arthropoda; Insecta; Diptera; Culicidae. Gene Ontology annotation, biological process: Toll signaling pathway; defense response to Gram-positive bacterium; positive regulation of canonical NF-kappaB signal transduction. Gene Ontology annotation, cellular component: plasma membrane. The record is from RefSeq and is a predicted model, not a curated record. The transcript has 2 exons.